GAUUCUGCUGGUGUCCGUGACAGGAGCAGCUGGCAGCACCAUCCAAAUAUGGCGGUCGUUUCUAACACGUCGUAUGGAAAGAUAGUUCACUUCACUUGUUUUGCUCCUGUAGUCCAGCUGUAGUCUGAGGGAAUUACUAAACAAAAGUAGUGUACUGUGUCGUACAAUUAGAAGUAUCAUAUUACGGUCAUUUGUAAUUUUAUAUCUCAAAAACUCGAUAAAUUAUCAGGUAUAAAUUACUUUACUAAAUUAAUGGUUUUCUCUUGCAUUGAAAUUCUCUGCUCUUGUUAAGAAGAUGGAAUUCAGUAGACAGUUGUUACAUCGUUUGCAGCUGACACUUGCUGGCCAGUUGGCUCUCGUCAGAUCCUUUCAUGUGACACCAGCAUGUCAGAAAGUGCAAGCAGGGCGUUACAGGAUCACCACAAAACGUAACAAACCAUUAACCUAUGAAAUGUCCAAUCCUCCUCACCAAAUUGCUCACAGAAAAUCGUGGAACUCCUGGAAUACUGCUAAUAUUCUUGGAGGUGUACGCCCUGCAGAAACUACAAUUGAAGAUCUAUUUAUUCGUAAAUUUAUGACUGGUACUUGGCAUAAUUUAUUUUUAUCUGAAGUAAUCAUCAAAAGGCAACACAAUAUGAUUCGAAUUGCAGGAUUGGUAAAACAAGCAAUCUCUGCUCGUAAAAUGUAUUUUUUGAUAGGGUUCACAGAAGAAAUAUUAAGUUGUUGGCUCCAAUGUCCAGUUAAACUUGAAUUACAGACUGUUGAAGAUCCAAAGGAUGCCAUUUUCAAAUAUAUAUAAUUUUGUUUUGAAUUGUACAUAGAUAAUAGUAGUUAAAUAAAUAAACAAAAAGUAUUUUACACAAAUUCUAAAUUUCAGUAUCCUGUUCCUUUACUUAAACAGUUGCAUACCAAUGCCAUUUAUGGUAUCAAAGAUUUACAGCACUCUUGAAAAAACUAAAAUAUGCUAAAGGAAAUUUAUGUAAUUGAGAUGCUAAAUAUAUUUAGCUAUAUUUUACUAUCAUUUUCAGUAAGCUUGUUACAAUGUUUUCAGUUUCAGACGUAUCGUAAAGGCCCUUUUAAUUUCAGCAAAUAUUCUUGGAGGUGUACGCCCUGCAGAAACUGUAAUUGAAGACCUAUUUAUUUGUAAAUUUAUGUGUGGUACUUGGUAUCAUUUAUUUUUAUUCAAAGUAAUCAUCAAAAGGCCACAAAAUAUAAUCAAAAUUGCUGGAUUAGUAAAACAAGCAAUAUCUGCUCGUAAAAUGCAUUUCAUUUUAUAAUAACAUAACAAGCCAAACUCAAUAUAUAAUUAAACAAUAUUAUAUGUAAUAUUAUUUAUGAAUUAAUUUACUAAUUCAUACAAUUUUAGUUAAUAUUAUUCAUGAAUUCUAAUCCAUUGCACUUUCAUGGUCUCUUUGGUUCCUGUAAAUUUGUAUUAAAGAUUGUGGUUUGAUCAUGGAUCUAGUACAAUCCGGUAAUUACUCUACUUGGCAAGUACUGUGUUAAAAAGUUGUUAAAUACUGGAAUAUGAAUGAAUGACAAAAUAAUUCAGUAAUUCUCAGAAAUAUUUUUAAGAAAUGUUAUUAAAAUAAUUUUCAUGAUAAUG
Messenger RNA from Gryllus bimaculatus (two-spotted cricket), 1603 nucleotides. Lineage: Eukaryota; Metazoa; Arthropoda; Insecta; Orthoptera; Gryllidae. The record is from the annotation of a GenBank genome assembly.